AUGGACGCUCAACUUGCCAUAUCUCUUAACGCCAUCACGAAGACGCACCAACUAAAUGAAGACUGGGCGAUACUAUUACCGCAAAUAAUCACGCGAAUCAAGCAGUGCGCAAUAACUGAUCCUCAUUCAAAAAAGCAAGACCCGAUUCUCUUUGAAUUAAUACAGCAAAAGCGAGACAGUAUUACUCGGAAACUUGACAGGUCUUUCACGAGCUCUCCGCCGUUCACGCUAGUAAGAUUGGCGGAGCUUCUUGAAGACCCCGAAGCCACUGGCUACCCAUUAACGUCCAUCCAGCAUAUCCUUAAAUUUUUCAACGCGUUGAGUAGGCUAGUAUGUGUUUCUUCGAACAUAGAUGAAUUUCCUCCUACGACGUUUCUUGCCAAGCAGCCGCAGCAAACCGAGCCAAAGAUCAUCAAAAUGCUAAAACUGGACACUGAUGUGCCCUCCGAUAAACCGCUUCCUUCCCUUCCUGCCAACAUACAUGUCAAUAUGGUUGAAAUCCCAUGGCUCAAAAAUGGACAAAACCUGCCAACGCUCUCCACUACGGAAGAGGGCACUGCUUCUGCCGAUGAACUGUCUGCUCCGACAGCGAUGGAAGAAUCUCCUUCUGCGCCCGAACUAUCAUCUCCCAAACUAACCAGUAUCUCAUCACCGCUCUCCGUUCGGUCACCGGUGAGGCGUAGGCGAACUGAAGAAGAUGAAGAGGCAACCAAGAGACCACGAACUAAUACACUGGAUGACGAUAAGAUGGACAUUUCAAGCUCGGCGCUCGACGAUGGAGAUAAUAUGGAUAUAAGUACAGAAAACAUCCUCGAGGAGUCGGAUCGGAGCGAGGUUUGCACCCCAGGUUAG
Messenger RNA from Dujonia railenensis, 852 nucleotides. NCBI's taxonomy places the organism in Eukaryota, Fungi, Ascomycota, Pichiomycetes, Serinales, Debaryomycetaceae. The record is from the annotation of a GenBank genome assembly.